AUGUUCGACUUUGCGCAACAUCUGCCAAGGCCACGUCUCCAACCUCGUCCGCUAUCGGCAGCAGUCUGGCCUCGUCGAAUUGUCACAGACUGCUGGCCCUCCUCGAGCACGCUCCCUCCAGCACGCGAAGCCGAGCCUGGGUCUGAAGAGCCAACCGGUCCCACGCAGCAAUUUUCUAACAGCUCGAAUUUUCGCGGUCAUAUCAUCGCUCGGCCGAGGUCACAUGAUCAAAUUACGCUGGGGCCUGGACGUCCAGAGUCUCAAGUCUCGCGCUGCGUCCGCGAGUGGGUCUUUGAGACUUGGCUGCUCGUCAUCAUCUUCGACACUACCACAACCGUCAAGAAACAUAUUGUCAAGGUUUGUAUCUACAUCUACGCAUACACCGCCACCGACCAUCUCUCCGCAUCACGCUCGAGUCUACACGCAGUCGACCACACCAAUAAUCUCGGUAUGGAUCAGUCGAGUCCAGCAUCAUUUGCACGCAUACAUACGCCGACAGCUCGCAUUGCAUUUGGAGGAUGGAGGAGGAGAUGUCAUGAUUUGCUGUCGGUCGACAUGCGUGCAGAGCCGUUGACAUCUCGACCGGGCAGCUUCGACCGCGACACCCGACAGAAAGAUCCAGAUACACGAUCGCACGAAGGCCACCCCGACGUGGCUCAUCAGCGCCGUGCACACCUUGCAAUGUCCCUCCAGCAGGCAAACCCAUACAUCGUUGACGGCAAGGGACACCUCCUCGGUCGUCUCGCCGCCACCCUGGCCAAGGAGCUCCUCUCCGGCCAGAAGGUCGUUGUUGUGCGAUCCGAGCUCAUCAACGUCUCGGGCUCGUUCUUCCGCAACAAGCUGAAGUACCACGCUUACCUGCACAAGCGCCACCUGGUCAACCCCAAGAAGGCCGGUCCCUUCCACCACCGUGCUCCCUCGCGCAUCCUCUACAAGGCCAUCCGAGGCAUGCUUCCCCACAAGACCGCCCGUGGUGCCGCCGCUCUGCAGCGCCUGAAGGUCUACGAGGGUGUCCCCCCUCCCUACGACCGCAAGAAGCUGAUGGUCAUCCCCGCCGCUCUCCGCGUCCUCCGCCUCAAGCCCGGCCGCAAGUUCGCCACCAUCAAGCGCAUCUCGCACGAGGUCGGCUGGAACCACAUGGAGACCGUCGACAAGCUCGAGGCCAAGCGCAAGGUCAAGCAGCAAGCUUACCACGAGCGCCAGGUCGCCGCUUCCAAGAAGCGCGCCGCCGCCCAGACCGCCACCGCCGACAAGCUCAAGGACGUCAACGCCCAGCUUGCCUCUCCUCCCCCUUCGCAUUCACAGGACUCAAAAGCGCUCACCGCAAUGCCCAGACAUUACACAGAAAAGCCAGAGCAGUGCAAAGGCAGUGCGACGAGCAACGCCGCUGAGGUUCUGCUCUUGCCGCGGCUGCAAGUCAUUCUCCCUUGCCGACCAGCACGUCGAGGAUCCUCCACAUUUUUGCGGACGGUCAUCACGGUCGGUCAGCACAGCCUUGUCCGCAAACUCACCCCACCAUCGUCUCUUCAACAUAACCUUUGGAACCGGCGUGGUGCUGCCUGGAGGAGGUAUUGCGCUGGCAUUCCAGCUCACAGACUCCAGAUCGGCUUGAAGAGGCGCCGGAUCGACGCAAAUCGCACCUUCGACCCGCUCUCUGAGAUCGACCAACGUGCAGUCCACACCGCUGCCACCACCUUGCGUGACGAGCAAGCGCAGCCAAGCUCGCCCGCCAUGAGGAACAGCACAACUUACAUCCCUGUGCCAGCUGGAGCCCCUGCUCUGCCUCCCGCUCCGGCACAGGCAGCAUCAGUGCCAGCUUCAUCGAUGCCAGCCUACCAACGGCUGGAAACGCCAAUGGGCAGGCUGACAGAGCGCUCUUCGUCACCGUCUAGCGCUCACGAGAUACCGCCCAGUCUUCAUCCCCGGUGGCAUGCAGCGGCAUCACCCGCACCCGCACCUGCACCCGAACCCGCUGUCCGAUCGAGCGCACCCCUUCCUCCGCGUCUCAAGAACCCGUACGAUCGGACAAUGCCGUCCGUAGCUCAGGAAACGCUCUCAGUGCAGAGUCCUUCUUCGAGCAAUGCUCCGGGUCGGGUCAGAUUUGGACCGGGUGACCCGCUCUUCACCGCCAAUGCACCUGCUGCCUACCCCAAUCCCUACUCCCACCAGCAGCCGCUUCCAGACAGGACGCUCGACACCGACACCGCGGGCACUCGAUCCAUUCCGAAUCGAACCACAGCACGGCCAGAAGAUGUAAGCGAUCCGACACAAUCCAUCGUCGACAGCCGUGCACCUGCAUCAAGUCAUGGCGAGCCAGGACAUGAAUUCGACGAUUGUCCAGGCUGCCGAGCCGAACUGGAAGAUGCCAUCCAGGCCUCGUUGCAGACUGCAAAGCAAGAAGAAGAGUCGCGCCGCCGCGCACCUCUCGAGCAGCAGGAACUCGACCGGCUUUAUGCCAUCACGUCCGAGGAGGAGGAACGUCGGCGCCGACUAGCCAUGGAAGAGGAGGCUCUCCUGCUUCAAGCCAUCGAGGACAGUCGUCGAGAAGCCGAAAUGCAGUCGCAGCGCCACGCCAAUGACGAGGACGUGCUGCUCGAAGAGUCUCGCCAGCAUGCGUUGCGCCAAAGAGACCAAGACGCCAUCAAGGAAUCGGAGAUGCUCCAAGCCGCCAAGAUGGCUUCCGAGAUGCACGAGCAACAACGUCUCGAACGCAUCGAGUCACUCCGUGAUGCCGAGCGCAAAGCUCUUCAGCUCAGUCUGCAGGAGCAAGAGGAAGAGUGGGCUCGACGCGAAAGCGCGGAACGCUCCUUGCUUGAAUUCCUAGAGCAACGCGGGCAUUAUCAAGACGCUGCUGCACAGCUUCCGACGCCCCAGCGUCCCAGCUCAACAUCCGCAUCGCCAGACCCGACCUCUAGACCACCUUCAGCCGUCGCGGCAGGCGAUCUCGAAGCCGAAUAUUGGCGAUUCUCCGGCCAUGACGAAGCCUACCGACUCGCGCUCCAGAUGCAGCAAGCAUCUCUGGAAGAGCAUCGCGUUCACACACGACCAGCUUCGUCUGGAACGCGCGUGCGAAGGCCUCUGCCACAGACUCCAACGCUCCGCAGCGAAAGCUCGAGUUCGCAAACACACCCGGUCGACUCGGACAGCUUGCACAAUGUCGCACCAGACUCGAGCACGAGCGGAGCGUUGGGUGGAGCGCAAGUGCAUGCGCUUCCCGAUCCACCGCGCCCCGCUCUGCAACAAAGAUCGUCCUCUUCGAGCUCCAAGCAAUCCCAGUCGGUCGACCCGCUCCCGCUAGAGCAAGCUCCUUCGCCCUCCUCGGAAUGGUACAACCCCUACGACGCUGUUCGCACGACUGCUGGAUCCGGCGAUCCUGCGUGCGAUCCGUCGGAUCCCGCUCCAGCAUCGUACUCUAUACCCAAGCGGGUAAGUUCUCAGCUUUCGACCACGACGAGGGACGAAAUUGUCGCAAGCUCUUCUCCAGCCCCUGAGCAGAAGGGUCAGCGCGCACUGGCUGGGAUCGACUUUGGCUACUGCAGUCUUCCCUUCGCACCCAACCUGGACAAGCCUGCUCAGCCUUCGCCUCCCCAGUCGACCGCGACGUUGUCAACAUCGUCGCACUCAACGUCCCAGUCGGGCCAGAAGGCGCGUUUUCCGGCCUCGAUCGUGCUUAGUGCUGCAGGCAAGGCCAGCCACACCGCCGAGCUUGACGCCGCUUACCCUCAACGAAGCGCAGGCGAAGGAUCUUCGGGCAGCUUCUACGUCAUCCGGGCUCAUUCCUGGAAGAGCCUGCUUCGGGCGCUAGCUUGGUACGGAAACACUCGAGUCGAGGCGAGUCCCGAGGAUGUCGCAGCUGCAAGCGAGCAUCGAUCGGGGCGAUGCUUGCUUCGUGCCGAGAUCGAGUUUGUCACACCGACCAGGGUCGAUCUCGGCAUGGGAGUCGGCGAGUAUGCAAAGGCAGCACACACUUCGGCUGGCAUGCCCAAGCAUCCCUCUCCGGCCCACGUAGCCUUGUGUCUGUCGCUCCUUCCCGUCUCGUCAGGAUCCUCCUCCGCAUCUUCCAAGGAAGCAGGCGCGUGGCUCAAGUCGGACACAUAUCGGGCGAUCAAGCACGAGUCCCGACGUCUCGAUGCUUGGUACGCGGGAAAGGGCUCGACGCGACGACUGAUUCAACUCUCACGACAACCUCCUGCACUGCCCGUAAUCUUGGUGCAGAUUGCCCAAGUGCUUCACGCAUCCCAUGCAUUCAGCGCUGCUUGCCCUUCGUCGGGGUCGACUGCGCGCCACUCACCGCGCGACCUCCACCACGCCAUCGAGAGACACGACGAAGGGUUUGUGCGCAAGCAAAAGGCAAUGCUGGCAGCGGGAUCCGCUCUAGCGUCGCAGACGGGCGGUUUGAGCAAUGCCUCGACUGCAUCGCUCGCAUCCUCGAAUCCACGCUUUAGCUUGUCGGGACCCUCUCGCUUCUCUGGCUCGACCGAGAUUCAUCGAGAGAGCAAUGAGGAUGAUUUCGGCGACGAGGACGACCAAGAUGUGGAUGUCGACGACUUUCACCUGCUCGAGCACGGACUCGCCGGUGACGGCUCGUUUGAUGCUCAGGACAAAGCACUCAUGGGCAAGCGUCACCGUUUCAAGGCCAAGGUCAAACGUCGCCUUGCCAAGCGCAGUGCGGAUGGCCGCGUGGUCGACGAAGACCUCGCUGCGUGGAUCACACCGUUCGAUCUGUCCCAGCACGGCUGA
Molecule: messenger RNA, 4740 nt
Organism: Moesziomyces aphidis
Lineage: Eukaryota; Fungi; Basidiomycota; Ustilaginomycetes; Ustilaginales; Ustilaginaceae
Source: the annotation of a GenBank genome assembly